Amoebophrya sp. A25 is the source of this 4052-nucleotide messenger RNA. The record is from the annotation of a GenBank genome assembly. Lineage: Eukaryota; Dinophyceae; Syndiniales; Amoebophryaceae.
GGAGUGGGAGGUUGAGAGUUUGGCGUGGUCGUUGUUGCUUUUUUUUUUAGCUCUUUAAUAAUUAAUAUUUGGUUACGUAGAUCACAUGAUAGCUCUGAUCUAAUCUGUACUCCCUACGCAUUCUUGCCGUAACUGCUUAUUUGGAAGUUUUCUAUCCAGAGGGUUGAGACGGUAGAUGAUGCAUGGACAUAUCGUUAUAGAGUUGAGCUGAGCAAGUACUUGAAAUGGUUUAUCUAAAAGCCGAAAACUCUUCCAAGAAAGAUCGUCACAGCAACAUAGCAUACAAGCCUUUACCUGUAUCUAUUGUGCUGCGAGAUAAAAAAAGCCACAGCAUAGAAACAAAGCAAAAACAAGCGCAAAGGUGCCGCUUAUAAAUAGUUGUUCCAUGAUGUUGUGUAGGAGUAUGAGAGCGUGGAUUUCCAGGAGCCUUUGUAUACGACCUCCAGGGCAUGCAUGAAUUGCAGCGAGACGGAGGAGCCGACCGCACCGUUUUGUCCUUUCAGGCUGGUGAUCAUAGCUCGGGCUACUCUCGUGUUAGCUGAGGGUGCAGAGGGGUCUGACAAUUCGUCUCCGACGAGACACCGGAUAGUGACAUGAUGUAUUUUUACUUGUUCAGGAAGUCGUAGUCCUCGAAGCCCACCCUUCAUGUGCCAUCAUAUCUCACCGACGGCGACGUUAGAUGCGGCUGUUGAAACAAGCUGUCUGCAACUAGAUAUGUAUGAUUGACGAUGACACUUCUUGUGUUUGUGACUUGUGUCGCAACAAAAGCUGUCCUCUUAUCUUCACAGCUAUGAUGUUUCGUGUCUGUGCCAAUCCACAUUGCAUUGCGGAGCUUCCACCUGUUGAUUUAUGGCCUUAGUUAGAAUUUAGAAUACAUAGCACAAAAGUUACUUUGUAAAUAAAUUAUAUAUAAAGUAAUGUAUGUCGAAUUCGUAACAAUAUUUUCAAGGAUGAAUGAUUAUGAUCUGCCGCACGCACUGGGGAUCGGCGACGAGGUGGUUGCAAAGUUUGAUGCGUACCGUGGUAAAGACGAUGAUCCCUGGUUUAGUGGAAUUGUUGCGGAUAUCGACGAUGAAGAAGGAAUUUGCACGGUGAAUUUUUGCGACGGAGACGUCUCUGUCGAGUUGUCUGCGGAUGAAGUUCUGUUUGCGCCAGGUAGAGCGGAAGACUUCGGAAAGGGGAGCAAGCGCGGCGCGACGCCGGACAGUGCCAUGGCUGUACGCAUUGGCGCGAUUGAAUGGCGAAAAGGCCACGAGGUUGUCGCGAAAUUCCACAGCUACCGCGGCAAGGCGGACAACCCAUGUUGAGUCCUGUAUAUUAUCUCACCAAACAAACAGCAAGUAGUAGAACUGUCGAUCAUAAGAAUGCGUUCCCGCACGACAGAAGCGCAUUCGUUCCAACCUAUCUACGACAUCAGGAUUCUUGCAUCCUUGCCCUAUUAUAUCACGGACUAUUCUGUCGCAGGACGGGGAAGCACAUAGACAUACUGAUGACGAGAUCUUCUGUCCUCUCCUCUUGAACAAGUACAUCUCAGAAAAGUUAUUAUCCCAGAGUAGUUUAUAGCGCGCAUGGUGCAUGGAGUGGCAUGGAGUACAUGGAGCGCCGGCAGCCUGCCCACGCAUGGAGUGCAUCGCAAGCGUGUAAUGGACGGGCACGCGUGGAGCAUGCCCCGCCGAAGUUGGGCCUGAUAGGCUAGACGCCCGGGGGGACGCUUGGUGACUGCUGUGUCAAGGGGUGACGUUUCCGGCGGCGCUGCAGCUGGUUCCGGGAGGGCCCUGAGCUAAGGGAACGAGCUUGCGAGUGAGUGGGCGGGGAGUUGUAGCCCUCGGGGAGUUGGAGGGUAGGCGGGGAGCUGUAGCCCCAACCAUGGGCAAUCAAUGCGUCGAGGGGUGCAGCCGGCGGCGCUGAGGCUGAUGCCUUGGCCGCCUGAAGAGCCCCCGUCCGCGAGUGAGUGGCUUGGGAGUCUUCGCUGUGAGGGUUGGUUGAUAGGCCAGACGCACGGGGAGCACUGUCUUGGACGUAAUGCGCCCAGGGGUCGCGACGUCGCCGGCGGCGCUGCAGCUGCAUUGCUGCCUGGGCGGCCUGAGGGCACCGGGCCCGGGCCGCGAGUGAGCGCGUCGGCCCGGAAGCUCGGCGUAGCAGUCGGAGAUGGGAUUGGCGGAUUGGCCGCCUGAGGUGCCUCCCUGGGGGACCGAGCUGGAGGCGUGUAUACUCUGACAGAUGAGAGGCGCCUGAAGGGCGCCUCGCAAAAUUUCACGCAUGGAGUGCAUGGAGUACCUGCUCCAUGCUACUCCAUGUGUUCCAUGCGCCCUGCGAAACCUUAGAAACUACUCUUAUAUUUUUAUCCGAGUACUGUAACAGUAACUGUAACAACAUGUCAUUACUUGACUUAAACUUAUACAUAGAAAUUGGAGCGUGCUGCAUGAAGCAGUCGUAAGAGAGGACUAAAAAAAAUAUAACAAGUGCCGUCGCUAAUUGGGGUUUAGUGGCACUGUUGCAGAAGUCGAUGAAGAGGAGGGCACAUGCAUCGUGAAUUUUUGUGAUGGCGACGUGUCGAUCUGUCUGAAUGAAACGGAGGUUCUCUUCGCACCUGGCAGAGCAGAGGACUUUGGAAAAUUAAGGCUUCACGUUUACGCCUAAUACGACUAAUUAUUUAAUAACAAGAGGAUGAAGAGGUAAUACAUCAGUAGCACAUGUCGAUGGGUAGUACAUCUGGUAGUUAUUUAAUUCGCUGAUAUGUUGCACUUGUGCGCGAGUGAUAUGAUAAUUUCUUCAAGUGCACCAUGCACAUUUUUCCUCGCGGGUCAGAGUCAUCGCAAGGAAAGUACGAAGAAGGCAAAAAGGAGCACAUGCAUGUAGGAAUGAACCACUGCUCGCAUUCAAUGGUGGCCAUGAAUGCUCGCACUCGGUCAUUAUGCCGGCUAGUAUUUCUCGCUAAGAGCAGGAGACAAACGUGGGGCGACGCCGGACAAUGCCGUCGCAGUGCGAAUCGGUGCCGGUCCAAAAGGGCUGAUGCAUGUGGAGAACGAGGAAGAGCUGGAAGCGCUCGUAAGAGAGAAGGUUAUGGCUUAUCUACAAGUACAGCUAGGGCAUCCUCCACCUCGACAGGUAGAACCUUGACAUUAGUACUUGGCUUCAUUUAUUUUCUCUUUCAAGCAGAAUCAGAAACAAACUGAGCCUGAAGUCAUCGAGGGCGGGAAAAAUGUUCCUAGGAAAGAUGAGGAUGCAAUGUUGGCGUAGCAAACUCGAAAAGUAGCGUCAUCUGCAUCUUUUCUGCAUCGUGGUGUUCCCCUUGCCAACGUCUCAAGAAGAAGAUCGCAGACGCUGGCCUCGAUAGGGAGUUAGUAGACUACGUGCACUUUGCCGUUGUGGAUGUUGACGAAUGCAAAAAAAGUUUGAAGCGCCGAUUCGACGUAACCUCAAUGCCCACGACGAUCUUCUUGAAGAAAGGCUCCGGCUUGGAACCCUUCCGGAAAGAAAUCAACGGCAUAAGUAGAGGCAUGCUGAAUACCCUGCGGGAAAUCGCACCGCAGCUUUCAGGUUAGAAUUGGUAAAGGUCCGUGACCUAGUAAUUGUCUUUCAGAGAAUCAAUACUCAUGUCCGUGUCAGUAACAAGAACGUGAUGAUUUCGUGACCACGAAGAUGUGCGUGUGCCAAGACACUUUUUACAGACAACUUUAAUUCCCAGAAAGAGAAACAGUUCUUAAUUUCCACGGUUGAUUUUGAACGGGGUAGAAUAGUUACAACACGUGCACGGAGCUAGAUGACAUUUCAUCCUACCGCCACCUUGCCAUAGCAUUAGUGUGGUCCGUCAAUCACAUCAUGAACAAGGAAGUCGCACGCCAAUCUUUUCGCUCGAUGAGGUGAGCAGGCGCGUGUAGAAGCUCCUCGACUACCCUUCGAUAGAUAGCUUGAUAGAACUAGAAGAUGAAUAAUCCAAAGAUGCUUGAAACGUUGCGCUUGACUUGAUUCCGAUGGCGCCUACUUCUUGCUGAGAGAACUUGAGUCUGAGACAAUUCUUUGGAAACGAGGCUGAGCUUGCUGUAGACGAC